UAUCGACUGUUUUUUUGGUGUGUUUACAUUGCUAUCAUGAGAACAAGAGUGAUUCAACUCAUUUUUUAACGGUUUGACAAAAUAAACAUUAUCAGAAAUAAUAACAAGUAAACGUAUUUUAAUUGCUUGAGUAAAUAUUAUUUAAUAUGCCAAAGAAGAAGAGAUUUAGAAAAGUUGCGAAGCAUAAAAAAGGAGAAGUUUUAGAAGUCGGACCGACAGACCCGGAAAAUAUGGAGAAUCUUUCUGAAGGAAAGGUUAUAAAUUCGUCUGGUGAAAAUAAAGUCAGUGAAGGUGAAACUUCAAAAAAAAAGUUCGGAUUUUCACAUAAAAGAAAAAGCCAUCUAAAUGGUACAGAUGUUUCCCAAAAGAAGGGAACAGAGAGCAAGACACAUGAUGGCAUUCAAAGAUCAAAUUCUUUAAGUUUACACAACGAAUCUAAAAGUAAGAUUCCUCUCCCAAGGUUUAGAACCCUCCAGCCAAAGAAAAAGAAUUUAUCAGCUUCGUGUAGCGCUUUUGAGACCACCAGUAUGGUCUUAAAUCCUGGCAUGGAUGACUGGAGGAUGUCUGGAUUGUUAAAUACUGUUGAAAAAUCAAAUUCAAUGCUUUCCUUGGGUAGUCCUGUUCGAGGAGUAGUCACUGAAAAGAAACCUGAAACACCUACUUCAAGUAACACAGAAAGUGUAGAUACAGUUACUCGCCACUGUGAGGCAACUACGCCCAUUCAAAGUGAGACAGGCAGUCCAAGCAUGGAGCAUAUUGAGGUUGUGAGUAUUUCCGAUGCUCCUGCAUCUCCUCCCACUGAAAAAACAACAAAAGAUGAGGAAGAUAAUAUAAGUGAGAAGUUUCUCGAGACAGACAUUGACUUUGAUAUGCAUAUAGCACACGAUACAACAAUAAAUGAAACAAUCAUAGAAGAAGGAGAUGAAGAUACUGAUAAGCAAACGAAGGAAGAACCAAGUGAGCAACCAUGCACAAACUCUGAAUCGUCUGUAAGCACCAAUAAUUCACCCAAACAUGCUGAAUCAGUCAAAGUUGAAUCGUUAGCAAAUAAUGGUGUGAACUGUGAAGCAAAAACUAAUUCUAUAGAAGUUGUUCAUGAAGAGGAAAUGGAGGUUUAUGAUUUAGACGAUGAGCUUGUUGUUGUUAUUCGCAAUUUAGAAAAUGUAGUCGAAGAAGAUCAUAUUGAUAUGCCGAAAGAGGUGGAAUCCAAUGAUUGGCUCAUUUUAAAUUUAUCCCAAAAAGUUAUGGAAACUUGCUAGUGUUUUUAAAAAAUAGAUUUUUAAAGGAGGUAGCGAAUCGUUAGAGAUAUAUAUCUCGCCGCUAUACUGUGCGCCACCUCAGUAGGUUUUCGUGUAAGCCACUAAAAGAACGGUCAAUAACGUAUUUCGCAAUUCUUAGACUUCACUUUUAGGGAAGCAUGCUGUCUUAGUGAAAGAAACUUUGAAUUUUCAUGUAAAUCUCUUAUAGAUGUUGUCAUUUGAAAGCUGAUUUUGUUUGCUUUUUUUAUUCACAUCAGACUUUUAGUUUGUAUCUACGUACUCUUCAUUUUGUUAAAUAUGAAUACUUAAAAGUCCCGCAAACACCAUUUCACCUUCUGUAAUUUAUAAUUUAGCGUGUAAUUUUACACGCGAAUUGUCUACGUUUGUAAUAAAUUUACAAAUGCUUGAAAAGUUGGCAUUUCCACGAAUGCGUAAAUUUAGCUGCUGAAAGUUGGAUUUCAUGUUAAUUUUAUAUUUUUAUAUAGCGUAGCUUCGAUGUGAAGAUGGUCUGUAAAUUCGUAACUACAUAAUAUGAACUAAAAUUAAACUUCUAUAUAAUAAAAGAAUCUUUAUUUGUGAGCAAUUCUAGUUACGCCUUAUUUUUAUUUUGACAUUGCGAUAUAGCAUGAAAGAUAUUAGCUUAUAAUUUGCUUAUACUGUAUGUGUAUGCAAGUUGUGAACAAAGGAGUACGCGAUAAAAAAUAUUUUUCAUGAUCGCAAGAUCAAAACUUUUUAGUGGUGUUUAACCUUUUAUGUUUGCAUGUAAAAAGACGUUUGCUUUUUCGGCAUUCGUGUGUUUUUUUAAUUUCUAUGAUACACACCAAUCAAUACAACAUUUUUAGUGUAAUUUUUUUUCACAAUGUGUAUAGCUAGAAUGUUAACUUGCUCGAACAACUUCGUCGUUUGUGUGUUUGUUGUUUUAUUGCCUCUGGAGCAUCCUUGGACUUAGACGGAAGCCCGAGGAUUGCGGACUUAAUGAGUUUUAGUGUAUUUUGUGCCGCACAAAGCUGAUAUUUUUGUGUUUAUUUUUUAACUGCAUGCUUGAAACUUAUAUAAUUAUAUUUAACUUUUUUUAACGAAUGCGUUGUGUGGAAAUAAAGAAGAUAAAUGGA
Hydractinia symbiolongicarpus is the source of this 2371-nucleotide messenger RNA. RefSeq lists its product as uncharacterized. The record is from RefSeq and is a predicted model, not a curated record. NCBI's taxonomy places the organism in Eukaryota, Metazoa, Cnidaria, Hydrozoa, Anthoathecata, Hydractiniidae. The coding region runs from base 147 to 1259 and encodes 370 amino acids. The transcript has 2 exons.